This is a messenger RNA of Drosophila innubila, 1463 nucleotides long. RefSeq names its product ATPase H(+)-transporting accessory protein 2 (gene ATP6AP2). The record is from RefSeq and is a predicted model, not a curated record. NCBI's taxonomy places the organism in Eukaryota, Metazoa, Arthropoda, Insecta, Diptera, Drosophilidae. The transcript is spliced from 3 exons. Gene Ontology annotation, biological process: positive regulation of Wnt signaling pathway. Gene Ontology annotation, cellular component: external side of plasma membrane; membrane. Gene Ontology annotation, molecular function: signaling receptor activity. Bases 115 to 1077 code for a protein of 320 amino acids.
GCAACGCUUGGGUCACAGGGUGGUAGUACCAUCACAUGACAGAUCUGCUGAGUGUAGUAGGUUUUUCUCUGUGUUCGUUCGUCAUAUGAUUGAAAGCCUGGCCGAAAAUUAAAAAUGUUGCAAAACGUCGUCGUUUUCUCGCUAUUUAUUGCAGCAAUUCAUGCCGCUGGCGAGUUCACCGUGCUGAACAGCCCCAAGUCGAUUAGUUUCAAGGGCAAUGAUCCACUAAACAGCAAUUACGUCGGCGAUGCUUUGUUCGCUGCCAUGGGCAAUGCCGUCGUUGGCGACUCUGACUGGAGUGGCCUCACUAUCAACGAUCCCUUCAACCUGGCCAAGGGCGUAAUUGCCGUCCAUGUUGAGGGUAUCAGCCAUAUUACCACAGCUGGCAAUGUCAAGUCCUAUGAGCUGGUUGGAUCCAACACUGGCCAUUCACUCAAUGCCUUAGCAGCUGAGUUGGAAGCAGCCAACGAGCCAGUUUGCGACAUCAACUUUGGCCAGUACGAUGAGGGCGUUCAAUCAUUCAAGGCCUGCUUCGGUACUACCGAUGCACCUGCUGCCAAGCCCACAAAGCACUUGAAUCCCGCUCUGCACAACGCCGACAAGCAGUUCCUUCAGGAAAUCGGUUUUAUUAACGCUGCCUCCGAGAACUUGGCUGAGAUGCUGAAGCCGUCGAAUGUUUUGAUCAUCCGCCUGUCUGUCGAUGGUAUUGCCAAGGCUCAUGGUGAGAAGUCCGUUGCUGUGGAUGAGGCCAACAAAUUGCUGUCAGCUGCCAUUGGUCGCCUUCUGGCUGCCGCACAAAAGUCCAGCGAUUCGGUUCUAUUUGUUCAAUCCACGGACAAGGAUGUAUCGGUUUCACGCUCUAAACGCGAUGUUAUUCCAGCCAACAAAAAAAACGAGUUCAAUUUGGCGAUGUACUAUAACGAUGAUUAUCCAGUCAUUUUCAACAUUAUUCUGUGGUUCAUGGUCAUCUUUGGCCUGUCUCUGCUGGCCAUCUGCUAUGCCAUUGCUGCAAUGGAUCCCGGCAGAGAUUCCAUCAUCUAUCGCAUGACAUCCACAAGAAUGAAGAAGGACAACUAAGCGGUUAGGUUAGACACGAGAGAGAAGCCGCACAAAGCGUUGCGCUUAAAACCUACAACUUAUUUGUUAUCUCGCCCCAUUUCCAAUUUAGCGAAGAGUCAACUUACCCUAUUAAUACUGUUCUAUUUCAAUUCAAUUAGCGGAAAAAUUGUGUGUGCGUGUGUAAACAGUGUGUAGUUGGCUUUAUGAAUACCACCCAUAAGCUAUAAAUAAGUAUUACAAACUUAUUAUUUUUAAAUGCAGUUCAGUAAUUCCAUUAUCAGCUAUAAUAAUUUGUUAUAUUUUGUGUUUGUUGUACUUUUUAGGUUUAUAUAUUGUCAAACAGUCAUUUCUUUAUCAAACUAUGUAAAUUAUCACAUGUAAAGUGUUAAUAACUUACCGUUAAA